Messenger RNA from Athene cunicularia (burrowing owl), 1473 nucleotides. Its product is annotated as keratin, type I cytoskeletal 19. The transcript is spliced from 8 exons. Lineage: Eukaryota; Metazoa; Chordata; Aves; Strigiformes; Strigidae. The record is from RefSeq and is a predicted model, not a curated record. Gene Ontology annotation, molecular function: structural molecule activity. The coding region runs from base 142 to 1401 and encodes 419 amino acids.
UUCCACGGGUCUCAGAUAACACGUUCUGGAGACAACUCCCAUUGUCACAGGCAUAAAAGAGGUGGGGUGGGGGAACGGAGCACACGCUGCUGCCUCGGGAUCACAAACGGCGUGAGCUGCAGGCCCUUGGUAUUUCUCACCAUGGCCACUUACAGCUUCAGGCAAAUGACUUCUUCCGUGGCAGGGCGGCCCGGCAGCUCCUCGGUCCGUGCCGGCGGAGGUUGCUUUCGGGCUCCCAGCAUCCACGGGGGCUCGGGUGGCAGGGGGGUGUCGGUCUCUUCUGCUAGAUUUGUCUCAUCUGGCCCAGGAAGCGGCCUGGGCGGUGGCUAUGGGAGCAGCUUUAGCAGGACCUUUGGUGGUGGUUUUGGUGGUGGUUCGGGUAGCGGCGACGGCCUCCUCUCGGGAAAUGAAAAGGCGACCAUGCAGGGCCUGAACGAACGCCUCGCUUCUUACCUGGAGAAAGUGCGUGCGCUGGAAGAGGCCAACUCUGAUCUUGAAACUAAGAUCCGAGACUGGUACCAAAAGCAAGGACCAGGCCCAGCUCGGGACUACAGUCCUUACUACAAGAUUAUUGAAGACCUUCGGGACAAGAUCCUUGAUGCCACCAUUGACAACUCGAAGAUUGUCUUGCAGAUUGACAAUGCCAGGCUGGCUGCCGACGACUUCAAAACCAAGUUUGAAACCGAACAAGCUCUUCGCAUGAGCGUGGAGGCCGACAUCAACGGCCUGCGCAGGGUCCUGGAUGAGCUGACCCUGGCUAGAACAGACCUGGAGCUGCAGAUUGAAAACUUAAAGGAGGAGCUGGCCUACCUCAAGAAGAACCAUGAGGAGGAAAUAAGCGCCCUGGGAGGGCAAGUGGCCGGCCAAGUCAGUGUUGAGCUGGACUCUGCUCCAGGCAUUGACCUGUCCAAGAUCCUGGCUGAUAUGAGAGACCAAUACGAGCACAUGGCUGACAAGAACAGGAAGGAUGCCGAGGCCUGGUUCCAAACCAAGACCGAAGAGCUGAACCACGAGGUAGCCGUCAAUACCGAGCAGCUGCAGAGCAGCAAGUCCGAAGUCACCGACCUGAGACGCACCCUCCAAGGGCUGGAAAUAGAACUUCAGUCCCAGCUCAGCAUGAAAGCCGCGCUGGAAAGCACCUUGGCAGACACGGAAGGGCGUUACGGCGCCCAGCUGGCGCAGAUCCAGGGCCUGAUCGGCAGCAUCGAGGACCAGCUGGCUGAGCUCCGCGCCGAUCUGGAGCGCCAGAACAGCGAAUACAAGAUCCUCAUGGAUAUCAAGACUCGACUGGAGCAAGAGAUCGCUACUUACCGACAACUCCUGGAAGGCCAGGAGUCCCAGAUAUUUGGCCCCCUCUCUGGAACUGCCGACAAGAGAGACAAGAUGGCAGAUGGAAAAUAAUGCUGAGCGUCCUGCAAAUGUCAUCUUCAAGACGAGAAAAAGCAGACAGCACACAGGAAUCGGAGGGGAAUC